Messenger RNA from Solea senegalensis (Senegalese sole), 2330 nucleotides. It is a transcript of the gene ren, whose product is annotated as renin. Gene Ontology annotation, molecular function: aspartic-type endopeptidase activity. The transcript is spliced from 9 exons. Bases 786 to 1976 code for a protein of 396 amino acids. Lineage: Eukaryota; Metazoa; Chordata; Actinopteri; Pleuronectiformes; Soleidae. Gene Ontology annotation, biological process: angiotensin maturation. The record is from RefSeq and is a predicted model, not a curated record.
AAAAAAACAAUACAGGAGAAUAACAGAAACUUGUGAAACGUGUCUGAUUUACACAGAUUCAUGUCUGUGGGAAACAGAGGGAGAAGAUAAGCUGAGUGUUAUCAGCGGGAGCCGAAAACAACAAUCAGCAAUUCAGCUUAAAGCUGAAGUGCCAGCUGAACGCCGCUGCACUAAGAAACAUGGAGAGAAUCACUUUGAACUCAUUUUGACAACGGUUUGGCUGUCACUGUCUGUUUAUAUUAAGUUAAGUUUUAAAAGCAGACACAGUAUGGAAACCUUGAAAAACCUUCCAACAAAUCUGCCCUGACAGCUCACAGCAUCUUUCUGUCCCUCCAAAACUUUCUCACAGCCCCGCAGACAAGGCGUUCAGGCCGCUGACGUCAGCAAUCUCAGGAGCUCUGCACCCCUGCUUUCUGUCUUCAGUGUUCUCAAAAGGGGGUCAGAGUUCAGACCUGUCACUGGGUCCCGUUUAUCACAGGGGAGGUUAUGUGAACGAGGCAGAAGGGUGGAGGGGUGGGGUGGCCGGUUGACCAAGGUUUGUUUUCAAGUGAUCACCUCAAGGAAAAGCUCCCAGCCAGUGUCAAUGGCCCAUGGGUGAGAGCAUGGUGAAGAGGUAUAAAAAGGACUUGAGGGACCAGAGAGCACAGAGAGAGAGAGAAAGUGGCAGCUUUUGCUAAAAAAACUGAUCCAAUAAACGUGGAAUAUUCAAACAAUCAGGAAAAACCCAGCAAUUACCUGUGAUUUUUUUUGGUGAUUUUGGAGCCUCAGUCAUCAGAGAAGUCGCCAUGGCAGUUCUCACCAACUACUGGAUGUGUUUACUUGCUCUUUCAUUGGCAGAGACCAUGGGCCACAGUCUGAGACGAAUCAGCCUGAAGAAGAUGCCGUCCAUCAGAGAGACCCUGCAGGAGUUGGGUGUUUCUGUAGAGCAGGUGUUGAGUGAGCUAAACCAGAAGAGUCCAAGAGACAACAACAACGGCACUGUUCCCACACCUCUAACCAAUUACUUGGAUACUCAGUACUUUGGUGAAAUCAGUAUUGGUUCUCCCGCCCAGCUGUUCAAUGUAGUGUUUGACACAGGCUCGGCCAACCUGUGGGUGCCCUCACAUAGCUGCUCACCCUUCUCCACUGCCUGCUUUACUCACAACAGGUACGAUGCCUCCGUAUCCUGGACUCAUGUGGAGAACGGGACGGGAUUUUCCAUCCAGUACGCCUCUGGAAAUGUCCGGGGAUUCCUGAGCGAGGACGUGGUCGUGGUUGGCGGUAUUCCUGUGGUGCAGGUAUUUGCUGAAGCCACCUCUCUCUCCGCCAUGCCAUUCAUCUUUGCCAAGUUUGACGGAGUCCUGGGGAUGGGUUACCCCAACUCGGCCAUCGACGGCAUCCCCCCGGUGUUUGAUGGCAUCAUGUCCCAGCAUGUCCUCAAGGAAGAGGUGUUCUCUGUCUACUACAGCAGAGAUCCAAAACACUCUCCUGGUGGAGAACUUGUGCUUGGUGGCACAGACCCGAACUACUACACUGGAAACUUUAACUAUAUGAACACUCGAGAGAUGGGCAAAUGGGAAGUGACCAUGAAAGGUGUUUCUGUCGGACCACAGAUGAUGUUUUGUGCAGAAGCCUGCACAGCUGUAAUUGACACAGGCUCCUCCUACAUCACCGGCCCGGCCUCCUCUGUGUCUGUGCUGAUGAAAACCAUCGGUGCACAGCAGGAUGAAAGCGGAUACAAAGUCAACUGUGACACUGUGAAGUCUUUGCCCAGUGUGACCUUUCACCUGGGUGGUCAGGAAUACUCACUCACACAGGAGGAUUACAUCUUAUGGCAAUCACAGAUAGAAGGGGAUGUCUGCAUCGUCACGUUCAGAGGCCUGGACGUGCCGCCCCCUGUAGGCCCCAUCUGGAUCCUGGGGGCCAACUUCAUUGCCCGCUACUACACAGAGUUCGAUCGACGCAAUAACCGGAUAGGCUUUGCCACAGCAGUCUGACAGGAAGUGAAACAAAGGCAACAUCUGUUUUUCUUCUAUAUUUUAUAUCUAUAUUUUUGCUGCUAUCUCCCAAAUGUUUUCUCGGCACUUGUUUGUCCAGUUCUGCCUCACAUUGCAUUGUCGCGAUCAAACGUAAUCGGUUUCACAAAAUGCUAAAGCGUGCACACAACCUAAAGGAACUCGUCCUCACAUUUCUUGCAAACCCCGCUCUCUGUGUUAAAGAAUAUUUUGUACCAGUUGCACUGAACACCUUCUGAAAAAGUUUCUAUUUAUAAGCAUUUAUCAUAAAUGGAGCCCUAGAAAAAAGCAUAUCUGUUAUGUACUGACGUACCAAGAAUAAAGUUUUUUACCGGG